Messenger RNA from Colossoma macropomum (tambaqui), 3164 nucleotides. It is a transcript of the gene marchf7, whose product is annotated as membrane-associated ring finger (C3HC4) 7. NCBI's taxonomy places the organism in Eukaryota, Metazoa, Chordata, Actinopteri, Characiformes, Serrasalmidae. The transcript is spliced from 12 exons. The record is from RefSeq and is a predicted model, not a curated record. Gene Ontology annotation, molecular function: zinc ion binding. Bases 130 to 2424 code for a protein of 764 amino acids.
AACACACGGCCGCCAUUAAUCCUAAAAGCAGAGACGGAAAAAUCAGAGACGAAGCCCACCGCGAGUCGUGGUGCCUGAACGUUGCUGUCCCGAGGCCAGAGACAGACAUUUUGAAAGUGACCCUCAGCGAUGGAUUCAAAGCCUCGUCGGCUGCCCUUCACCAUCUCCAGCUCUUCGUCCCUGUCCUCGCCUUCGUCCCUCUCCUCUUCUUCCUCGGCUCUCAGCGCCAGUCGGCUGUAUGGCAGAGGGAGUGUGCUGGGGAGUGAUCGCUUCAGCAGGGGAGGUGCAGGAAAACUAGACUCUGACUACCAGAGCCCCUGCCUUUCUGGAGCCACAAGAGAUUACAGCUCCUCAGAGAGCCGACACUCCAGAUGGAAGUUGUCCACGCCCCUCUCUUCCUCUUCCUCCUCUUCCUCUACAUCUUCAUGUGAUCGCCAGUGGACAGAGUCUUCCUAUGGGGGAAGAAGCAAACCUGUUGACUCAGAGAGAGGACUAGGGUCAUACUCCAGCCUCCUUGGCACAGCUCAGGACAGUGAGUCCAAGAGAGCCAAGCUGUCCUACACAAAUAGAGCAACAUACAGUAGAAGCCCAUUUACCUCCACACCCAGCAGCACAUACUCAAACCUGGGAGGCUUGCCAGAUUCAUCUUGGAAGUCCACAAUCAGCCCUUUGUCCAGGUCCUCUUCAUCCUCUUCUUCCUCAUCCUCCUCGUCUUCAUCAGAGGGUCUGUGGGCUCGCAGGGAAGCAGAGAAGAGGGUGGACCCUGGACUGCCUAGUCUGGGGGAGCCCAACAGCUACAGACCCACAUCACUGACCUCCUCACUGUAUCGUCCAGAGCGUGUGACCUCCACUUAUGCCCAAGGAGCUCGACCCAAAGAGAGCCUGUACUCCUCCCGCAGAGAGAGCAGCUCAACCAGCCGUCGUCUCUCCUCAGAGUACCUCUCAUCCUCCCUGGAGCGCAGCUCCCACAGGCUGGCUUCUGAUUACCAGCCAAGUCCUCGUCUCCCUCGAGAGACCCCGAGCUCCAGUGCCACCCGCACCUCAGUCUCUCGGUCAGAUCCUUUGUGCCUCUCCUCCUGGAGCUCCUCCCCUUACACACCCCUCAAUGAGUGUACUUCCAGCCCUCCUCAGUCUAGACCUGUCCCUGCGCCAACUCCCGCUCCUGAGGGCGGAGACUCGGAUGGCAGAAGCACCACCAGGAGGCUGCUGUCUCGCCUCUUCUCCAGGCGUUCCAGUCAAGAGUCUAGCUCCACCUCCAGCACUAACUCCGCCUUGAGGUCGUUUGACACCACCCCUGAAGAGACCCCUCACAGUGAAGCCCCACCCACAGUCAGUAGGGAAAGCGUGGAAUCAGAUCCAGCCCAGGCAUUUGCGUUCCUGCGCAGGCGUGAGCAGGCUCUGUCUCCUGUGCAAGAGAAUGCAGAUGUGGAGGCGGAAGCAGAGUCCCUCAGGGCUCCAGCAGGGCUGUCCUGGCUCAAUUGGAACCGCUGCACCCCUCUAUUUUCCCAUCGGCGGAGAGAGGGCCGUGACGAGAGUGCCCGCAUGGAGGCCCGCCAAUCACCACCGUUCCCCCUCAGCAGCCCAGAGGGGCGCAAAACACCUGACAGGGACACACACCAUGAUGAAGAGGAGGAGGAUGAUGACGUGUCUGAGGGAGCGACAGCCGCUCCUCCUGCUGGAGCCUCAGGACUUUCCUCAGCCCUCUUACAGGAUGCCUCCCGUCUUCAAGGGCGGAGCCCUGGUGUUACCAGGGUGUUGUCGAGCCCUUUGUUCCGCAUGCCUGAGAAUGUAAUCAUUGGAUUGGAUGUUGGAAUAGAGGGGCGAAGUCAGGCUGAGGCACAAGCAAAGGAAAAGCCUGCUCCCUCCAGAGACCCAGAGAGACUUCGGAAGAUCCAGGAAAGUUUGCUAUUGGAGGACUCAGAUGAGGAAGAGGGGGAUCUGUGCCGGAUUUGUCAGAUGGGAGAGACCUCCAGUUCCAACCCGCUGAUUGAGCCAUGCAGGUGUACAGGCAGUCUUCAGUAUGUGCACCAGGACUGUAUCAAGAAGUGGCUGCGCUCCAAAAUCAGCUCCGGUUCGACCCUGGAGGCCAUCACUACUUGUGAACUGUGCAAAGAGAAGCUGCACCUGAACAUCGAGAACUUUGACAUUAAUGAACUAUACAGAUCUCAUGAACGGUCUGAGUACGAGUUCAUCAGCUGUGGUCUGUACCUGGUGGUCCUCUUGCACCUGUGUGAGCAGAGGUUCUCUGAUGUUCUGGGAGCAGUCAAUGAAGCUGGGUUGUUCAACUUGGCGAGAACUCUUCACGAACACAUGGACAAUCUUGAAAGUUCUUAUGCCGAAUCUGAUGAAGACGAGGUGCAGGACAGCAGGCCAUCUAUUGACUUCUGUGACCUAGAGGAUGAAGAGGAGGAGGAGGAAUUUUAAUCAUGUUGAAGGUGGAGUAGAGUAAAUAGCCGACAAUCUGCCUCCUCUCAGCGCUCCACCUCUGCUCAUUCGCCCAUCGAGCAGACAUUUGAAACGGCGUCCCAGUGAUGGUACCUUAAACACUGUCUACAGCCCCAUGGAGGGCUCUCAUGAUAUGCAGAUAAACUUUUCUUGGGGAGUGUUUGGCACCCACCCACCCACUCACUCACUCACCCACCCUUGGGAUUUGAUUGAGAACUUCUGUUUAUUUUGUUUUUCUCUCCUGCAUCCGAAGUUGCCGAGUGCACUAUGAAGCUUUAUGCAGUGAGAAGAAAGAGCUGUUGGGCUGUUAAACCAUGAGUGCUUUAUUUGUUUACUAUGCUAGCACACAGAGUGGGGUGAGGGCAGAUCGGCAGUACUGGGGCUGGAUUCUCUUAGAUGGCGGUGCUGUGGAUGAAGAGAAGCAAGGCAAACCUAAACUGUGUAAGACUGCAUGGUGAAAUGUGACACAGUAUCAAAGAUGGUGGAAAAAAAAUUCCCUUUAAUUUCUUUAUGUUUAAUGUGACAAAUGGAUUUGCUUUGAAGUGAGUUUUCGGAGAAUGAGUGUGAGAAUGGGGACUACUUUUAUUCAGAGAGUGAGUUCACGGUCGACUUUUCCAUUGUCUGUUUAAAUGUCGCUUUCUAAUUGUAAUUUGCUCUGCUUACUGAUUUCUCAAUUUAAUUAAAGUAAUAAAAGUUUGUACGGAGGUACAUCACACAGA